This is a messenger RNA of Myxozyma melibiosi, 2626 nucleotides long. RefSeq lists its product as uncharacterized. Lineage: Eukaryota; Fungi; Ascomycota; Lipomycetes; Lipomycetales; Lipomycetaceae. The coding region runs from base 202 to 2394 and encodes 730 amino acids. The record is from RefSeq and is a predicted model, not a curated record. The transcript is spliced from 2 exons.
CGAGCAGCCUUCCGUCUCUGCUUUGCUUUCGAUCAACUACGCGCAUCAAUAGACCGUCUUCUGUGUGUGGAGAUACAGAGGAUCGUUGGCGGAACAACCCACAACCAGUCUCAUCGCCGCUCGCCCGGCACCGCACCGCUUCCGCUGCCUCCCGAAUGCUAAGCAUACGCCUGUAGUGGCCAACCCACAGACACAGCAGCAAUGGACCCGUGGGGUUCGUUUGAAUCGUCGCCUGCAGUGACGCAGUCUUCUUCCGCGCCUUGGAGCGCGAUUGACGACGUACUGCCGGACUGGGGCACACCCGCGCCUUCGCAAGCAUCACUCGGUUUUGGCCAGGAGAGGCAGGAGCAGCCGUCAUACUCUCAAGCCGACGCGUUCGGGCAAUCAGAAACUCUUGACUCGGCGCGAUCUGCUUCGCCUGUGAUUCCUGUCAUUGCUGAAGAUGACGAUGAUGAUGAAGAAGAGGAUCCAUGGGCGUCUUUCGUGGCUUCCCCGCCGACGGUGACUACACCUGCAGCGACUGUGCAGCAGCAAUCUGAUCUAAAACCAGACAAUCAAGAAACUACAGAUCAACCAUCCGACGACGCGAAGGACGUUGUUGAAGAUACUGCAAAGGAUGUCGCAGAUCUUGCGAUUUCGGAACAAGAAGAUGCGAAAGAUCAGACCGAGGCGGAAGCUGAAGCUACCGCGCACGCAGAGGUCGAUCCUGAGAAUAGCAAGAAUGAGCCCUCAGAACAAUCACCAGCCAACACAGAUAAGACAGAGUCAAAGGAUGACAACAAUGAUACAGAUUCAAAAGAAUCAGAGAUCAAGACAAUUGAAUCCGAGAAAUCAGCAACACCGCCAACCGAAGAGCCCUUAACAGAGACCAAUGGCACAAGCCACAAAGAACCAGAAGCAGACCUUCCAUCCACUGUCAACUACAAAAGCUCACCCGAAAUGAGUGCGGACGCGCAAUGGGGCGACAGCACCACCACCAACCACUUCUCCACCGGCGGCUUCGACCAGACCGCCGCCGACGACGACGACUCGAGUUUUGCAGCGUUUGCCGAAGCACUGCCGCCGAUCUCUGUCAAGCCGAUGACCGCCAGUAGUCCCGAGUUUGACGCCGGCGGCGGGUUUGGCGGGGACACAGGGUUGUCCUCGAACACCGGCGGGUUUGGCGAUUUCGGGACCCUGCCUGAUCCGUUUUCGGACUCGGGAAUGAACUUUUCGAAUCCGUUUGAAGCGGGCUCGCAGAAGCCGCCCGAGGCACCCACGUAUUCGGAUUUGAGCAAGAUUUUCCCGUUGGCUGAAGAUCGAGAUGAGGAUCGUGAGAAUAUUGCCUCGUUCUUUUCAGAUACACAGGCACCUCAGCCAUUACUCAACUACGGUCGAUCUCGAAAAUUGAAUGGGAUGCUGAACCGACCGAUCCGCCAAUUCUUCACUCCCGCUCCGAAAAGCAACUCACCCUCGGCCCCAUCCUCUCCCGCGUCGACAAACACCUCCCUGUCCCGCAGCCAAGCCGACGACGGCAUCAGAGUCAAAUGGAAGCGCUCUGAGAUCCAGAGCCGGGUGUACGACGUCGUCUCACAGUGGAAGGCGCAGCAGAAGGUCGCCGGUAGAUAUUUCGACUGGGAUAAUGCAGAUCAACCGCUUAGUCCGAGCAAGUACGUCGACGCCGAGUACGCGCGCAAGGGAAUGCUGGCACCGCCGCCGCGGCAAAAGCAUGGGAAUGAUAGUGCGACUGCGAUGAAAUUGCAGAACGCGUUUGGAUGGCAGACAGAUUCGUCGCGGACGCCGUCGCCUGCCAUUCAACAGCCUGCGGCCUCGAGCGGUCAGACGGACGAAUGGGGCGACUUUGCAGUGCUGGACACUGCCGCAGCUAAGCCAAAGGCUAAAACACUUACAGUUGACACAGGAGCAAAGAAGAACGGCAACCCGGCGGCGACGAGUAUGCCUGCGAUGCAACCCGUCAUGCUGCAGCCGACGGUUUUGCAUCCGACGUCGGUUGUUCCUGCACAGCCGGUUCAGAUCGUGGAUGAUGACGAUGAUUGGGGUGAACUGAUGUCGUCGCCGAAAACAUCAAAUGCUCCGCCUCUACCCACUUCCGCUAGGCCGACACCAAGUCAAUCCUCAUCGGUGGUGCACCAUCACCACCACCACUCAAACAGUCAAGGCCACAUGAACGGUGCGAUCUACGUACCUCCCCCGAAACCCUCGUCACCAACGUCGAUGUACAUGUCCUCCUCCUCGUCCUCCUCAACCUCAGAUAUCUCCGCCUCCGCCGCCGCAAAACGCGCAGUCGUCCUGUCACCCACGUUACCGACCUCCAGCGAUGCCAGACAGAAGGAAGACGCGCUGGUACGGCGGAUCAUAGACUCUGUUCCAGACAUAUCGUAUAUGUUAGCCUAGCAUGAUUUUUCUAUUUUUUCUUUAGGAAUUCGAGAGAUGUUGCAGACGCGAUUUGGUUUGUUGUACAUACGUUAUGUUAAUCCCGUGCAUUGGUGGUCUUUCCUAGCACCUUGCUUAUGUUGGGAUAGUGCGGACUGCAGUGAGAAUCAUGACAUGUUUAUAUGUAGUCUUUUGUAAUGUCAAAGUAGAAAUUAUUUGAAUAGAGUCCGGUUCUGUUGUAAUUUGCCCAAGU